AUGCCUCAUGACCCACCAGGAGAGCCCGACGAACCGCCCACACACCAAGUGACGAGACCCGUCAGGAACAGGCGCCCCCCAGGGUACCUGGCCGAGUACGACCUCGGGAGGGCCCAGAGGGGCCACCGCGGCCUCCGCAAUCCCGUGGGCACGACGGAGGAAACUCGACCACCGGUGGACACGCACUACCACCUGCGACUGCCCAGAGCCCCAACCGCCUGGACAUGCUGUGAAACUAGGCCACCACACCACACCACCACACGACCACAACACUGCACACCACCACCUCAUCACGCCUCCACGUGGCCCCACCAGCCGCAGCCACCAGAUCCAGAGCGCCGGCCCUACCAGCCGCAGCCACCCCAGGCGCCAUGA
This is a messenger RNA of Bacillus rossius redtenbacheri, 375 nucleotides long. RefSeq lists its product as uncharacterized. NCBI's taxonomy places the organism in Eukaryota, Metazoa, Arthropoda, Insecta, Phasmatodea, Bacillidae. The coding region runs from base 1 to 375 and encodes 124 amino acids. The transcript has a single exon. The record is from RefSeq and is a predicted model, not a curated record.